AUGAUCCUGUCCAAGUCAGUACUCUACGCUCUGGGUCUUGGCCUCGGCCUCUGCACUCAGGCCCGGGCCCGGACCGUACUGAACACCCGACAGCAAGACAUCGUGACAUGGGACGACCACAGCCUGCUGAUCAACGGCGAACGCGUCAUGAUCUUCAGCGCCGAGAUCCAUCCCUUCCGGCUUCCCGUGCCGGGACUGUGGCCUGACGUGCUCCAGAAAAUCAAGGCAGCGGGAUACAACUGCGUAUCCAUCUACAUCGACUGGCAGCUCCUGGAGGGCGAGCGCGGCACGUUCCUGGCCGAGGGCAUCUUCUCACAGGAGAACUUCUUUGCGGCAGCCAAGGCGGCGGGACUGUACGUCGUCGUCCGUCCGGGCCCCUACGUCAACGCCGAGGUGUCCGGUGGCGGGUUCCCGGGGUGGCUGAGCCGGGUCGAAGGGACGCUCCGCACCAACGGGACGGACUACCUGGCCGCCACGGAGCUGUACAUGCGCGAGAUCAAUGCCAAGGUGGCGGACGCGCAGAUCACCAAUGGAGGGCCCGUCAUCCUCGUGCAGAUCGAGAACGAGUACACCGACUUCGCCGAGGGGUACCAGCUGCCCAGCUACGACUACUGGGACAAGGUGAAGAAGCAGUAUACCGACGCCGGCAUCGUCGUGCCCCUCUUCAACAACGAGGCCAGCAUGAAGGGGUACAUCACCACCAGCACCCCCGCCGACGUAGACAUUUACGGCUUCGACUCGUACCCCGUCGGCUUCGACUGCGAGAACCCUACCGCCUGGCCGAGCGGCGGUAUCGACGAGGGCUGGCUGGCCUUUAACAAUGAGCUCGCGCCGGAUUCCCCGUUGACUAUACCGGAGUUCCAAGGUGGUGGUUUCCAGGCUUGGGGAUCUACGGCUGGCUUCGAGAGCUGCGCUGCCCUCGUCAACAUGGAGUUUGAGCGCGUCUUCUACAAGAAUAACUAUGCCGUCGGAGCUACCAUCUUCAACAUCUACAUGACGUACGGCGGCACCAACUGGGGCAACCUCGGCCACUCGGAUGGCUUCACCUCGUACGACUACGGCGCUCAGAUUACAGAGGACAGACUCGUCUGGCGCGAAAAGUACAGCGAGGUCAAGAUCCAGGCCAACUUUUUCCACGUGUCUCCUGGGUAUCUCGAAGCCGACCGCUUCAACCCGUCGCUCGAGUAUACUGAUACUGAGGACAUUACUGUCACGCCCGCGACGACGAACACGACCAAGUUUUACAUCACAAGACAUACGACCUAUGACUCUGUCGACUCUACACCAUACAAGUUGACCGUCAAGACGGUGGACUACGGUGACAUCCAGAUCCCCCAGCUGGGGAAUGACACCUUGGUUCUCAACGGCCGCGACUCCAAGAUUCAUCUCAGUGACUAUCCUGUUGGGGAUGACAAGCUCGUCUACUCCUCUGCCGAGGUCUUCACAUGGAAGAAAUACGACGACAAGACUGUUCUCGUGCUUUACGGUGGACCCAACGAGCACCAUGAGAUUGCCGUCGAGGAUGACGGAAAGAGCGACUACUCUAUCCUCCAGGGGGACAGAGUCAGCGUGGAGCGAUCAGAUGAUGACUACAUCAUCAUCUCUCUCGACAUCUCAGAUGAUGUGACCGACCGUAAGGUCGUGAAGAUGCGCGACGGUUUAUACAUUUACAUCCUGAACAGGAACGAAGCUUACGACUUCUGGGUCCCGUCUACCGGUGUCGAUGGCGACUACGGAACAUCCGACAUCAUCCUCAAGGCAGGCUACCUCGUGCGCAGCGCCCAGGCCGACGGCGACACGCUCAACAUAGUGGGUGACGUCAACGCAACCACAACGAUUGAGGUCAUCGGCGGCGUGCCCGCGGACCUGAAGGCGCUCAGCUUCAACGGCAACACCCUCGACUUCACGCGCGUCAACGGUACCGACGCCGUCAAGGCGACCGUGGACUUCACCAAGCCGGAAAUCAGCCUCCCCAGCCUGGAGAGCCUGUCUUGGAAGAAGAUCGAUUCCCUCCCCGAAGUGUCAGACGGCUACGACGAUAGUGCCUGGGUGGACGCCAACCUGACCACGUCGCCCAACGACUUUGGCGCGAUCGACACGCCCGUGUCCCUCCGCGCAGGCGACUAUGGGUUCCAGGCCGGCUCGGUCCUCUUCAGGGGCCACUUCACUGCCAACGGGAACGAGUCGAAGCUGGAUAUCUCUGCACAGGGCGGGUUGGCGUCCGGGUCGUCUGUGUGGCUGGACUCGACGUUCCUGGGGUCGUGGACGGGCACGGCUGCAGACUCGGUGGGCAACUCGACCUUCGACGUGAACAGCCUGUCGGAGGGUACGGAGCACGUCAUCACCGUCGUCGUCGACCUUACGGGCAUCAACGAGAACUACGUCAUUGGUGAGGACUCCAUGAAGGAGCCCCGUGGAAUCAUCAAGUACGACCUCGCCUCGCACGACGCCGCAGAUAUAACGUGGAAGGUCCAGGGGACUCUGGGAGGGGAGAGCUACCCUGACAAGACGCGUGGUCCCCUCAACGAGGGAGGGCUGUUUGCUGAGCGUAAGGGGUACCAUCUCCCCUCUCCGCCGUCGAGCGACUGGGAAGGCGGGUCCCCCACAGACGCCUCGUCCGCCGCCGGCAUCACGCUUUACUCUGCUGCCUUCGACCUCGACCUGCCCGAUGGGUACGACAUCCCACUCUCGGUCGAAUUUGACAGUGAUGUAUCAGGGGGUAGCUACCGCGUCCAGAUCUUUGUCAACGGCUACCAGUAUGGCAAGUUUGUCCCGCACAUCGGCCCUCAGAAGAGCUAUCCCAUCCCCGAGGGUAUUGUCAACCAUCACGGCACCAAUACUAUCGCUAUCACGGUGUGGUCUAUGGAGGAGAAGGGUGCGCAGAUCAAGGGGCUGGGUUGGACGGUCGGCAUGGUCUCCAAGUCUGGCUUCGGGGACGUCGAGUCGGCUCCUGCUCCUGAGUGGAAGGAGAGGGCCGGGUCUUACUAG
Molecule: messenger RNA, 2988 nt
Organism: Geosmithia morbida
Lineage: Eukaryota; Fungi; Ascomycota; Sordariomycetes; Hypocreales; Bionectriaceae
Product: beta-galactosidase
Exons: 6
Coding region: 1-2988 (995 amino acids)
Biological process (GO): carbohydrate metabolic process
Cellular component (GO): vacuole
Molecular function (GO): beta-galactosidase activity
Source: RefSeq, a predicted model, not a curated record